UUCCUUAGUCUUGAAGACUACACUUUUGUCUUACGUAUCUCAUUUGCCCCUCUCUCUCUCGCUCUCUCGCCGCUGGUCUUCACUCUUCACCAAGCAUCCGUUUUCAUGGAACCGCGUCAAGAAGAGAUGAAUAUAUACUUGAAAGUCAUUAAAACAGUUGCCUUAAAAGUGAGAACUGUGGACACUGUUAAAAAUGUGAAGAAAAUCUUACAUGAGAAGGAAGGCAUUUCGGAGAAUCUUCAGGAGCUCUUUUGUAAUGGUGAUCGUCUUAAGGACGAUUUCAAGCUGGUUGAUUAUGGCAUUCAGGCAGACUCCACUCUCCAUGUUGUGCUCCAAAACUUCCAUUCUAUGGAGCUUUUUGUCUACAUGCCUUCACAACAGAAAACUCUUACAGUUGAAGCAAAGCUUUGUGAUACUGUGCAAGAUGUAAAAUCCUUCAUUCAUGCUAGAGAGGGUAUCGGAUCAGAUAGUUACACUCUUUUCCAUAGCGGUAAGCUACUGGAAGAUAACAGAACUUUGGCUUCUCUGAAUAUACAGUCAAGAUCUGUCCUUUGUUUGGUCUUUAAUCCAAAAGAAGUGUUGUCAGUUUCUGUGAAAAUGCCAAAUGGCGAGAUCCUGAAACCUGAAGUUAAGCUCUUGUCCACGAUUCAUGAUGUCAAGGCAAUAAUGGGGAGUAUUAUUGGUUUCUCUGGCAGCGAGCACUGUAUAAUUUGUGCAGGAAAGGAACUGGAGAAUUCGAAAACUUUAGCUUAUUAUGGCAUCACGGAGGACGCUAUUCUAGAGAUGGUGCCUUCUGCCUUUCCGAUAUUUGUGAAGGACUUGAAUGGCAAAACUGUGGUUGUUAAAGUGCACCAAAAUGACACCGUCAAGGAUGUGAAGUGUAAGAUUUUCAAUAAGGAGGAGAAGGUGGUUGAUUUCACCAGCCUCUUGUUUGCUGGAAAAUCACUCAAGGAUGGUCGAGAUUUGGCUAGCUACAAUAUUCGGAAAGAUUGCACUCUCCGCCUGGUGUACCGGGUGGCCUGCUAUUUAUCCUAGAAGGACAAGGUGAUGGUGUUUGCUUUUGAAUUGCAUUAUGUUUCAUCUAUGGUACAGUUAUAUAUCUAAUCAUUUACAAAGAUCCGCUAGUUGUAUUAUUCUGGAACACCUUCCCUUUCUUUCAACUGAAUCUUUAGUUCAGUGGUACUUUGGGAGA
Molecule: messenger RNA, 1192 nt
Organism: Diospyros lotus (date-plum)
Lineage: Eukaryota; Viridiplantae; Streptophyta; Magnoliopsida; Ericales; Ebenaceae
Product: polyubiquitin-like
Exons: 2
Coding region: 106-1035 (309 amino acids)
Biological process (GO): modification-dependent protein catabolic process; protein ubiquitination
Cellular component (GO): cytoplasm; nucleus
Molecular function (GO): ubiquitin protein ligase binding; protein tag activity
Source: RefSeq, a predicted model, not a curated record